UAUUUUACAUGACACGUUCACACGACGCAAAUAUUACGUUCUACUCUUUACAACUUUACGGCAUAUACUAUACAUUCAAAUGUUUCGAUGUAACAUGCUAUAAUGUUAUUUUAAUUUUAUUUUGAUUCUAUUGCAAUUUGAUUUUAUGUCGUUGUUAUCUAGUCAUUUAUGCUGGACGAAACUUGUUGAUCGGUGAAAUUCCUUAUUUUAUUAAUAGUGACGGUAAUCAGCAGUGUUCAUCGCAGUGAAAGUGUUUGAAUGAUCUUUCGCGAAAAUUAUGUUCUUCUAUUUCAUUAGAUAGUAACACAUCGCAUAUAUAUUUCAAAAGUGUCACGACUCAAAUUAACUUUGCUCUGUCUUGGAAGAAAGUCAGAACAAGGGAGAUUGGACAAAAACGAUGUUCCAGACCAAACUAUGGACCAGAGUUUCUGAGGAUGAUGUUAUUUUUUUAAAAACGUAUGUGAUGUAAAUACGGGACCAAUUUAUGUUGCGAGUCAAUGUAUCGUUCGGCGAAUUUCAGUGAAAUAUGCGAAAGCAUUUGAUGUGAAAGUGUUUGAAGAAUAUGUAAAUAUAUAAAAGAUCGAAUUUGUAACGACGGUAAAUUUAUUGUGAACGAGAAACACUACUCGAGCUUUCAGUGGACAUUUUUCACGUCGGUGUGAACAGACGCGUAAAGCACUAAAAUUCUUAUAAUAUCGUGAAUCCAUUUCCGAAUAUAUAAUUACGUUUCCCUAAACGUCGAAAUUAAUUUUGUGAAAAGUGUUUGCAUAUUUCUGGCAGUUGAAAAUAGAUUGAAAUCUGAAAUCACAUGGUAAUCUGUUAUGAUUAGUAGUUUUAGAGCUAUAGCGAGAGGGCCGAAUUGAUAUUUAGAUUAAUUUGUGAGUUGUGUCUUUAAUUGUGGAAUUGUAAUUGUACGUUACACCGAUGUAAUUAACGAGAAUGCUAUAGCGCGUAUUGAUCUGAAAUAUUCACUUAAACGGACCAGUGUACUUUUUCAAGCAUCGCAUACGAAAAUUAUAAUUUUCUCAAGCACACGUAUAUUUUUAGACAACAUGGUUUUACACGUUUGAGUGCGACAUGAAUUGCGUGGCGAAUGUUCUGUCCAUUUUUGUACUGAUAUGAUGACAGUUUUCAAAUACUUCUUUCAUCAUAGACAUAUGACUGCUGUAUAUACUUUGUACACAGCGAUCGACUUCGACUGGAAAUUCUUGAAAAACGAUAAACCGAGCAUCGAAAUUAUUCGAAAAUACGCAGAGUUGGUGCAUACUAUAUCGAUAUCGCUGAUGAUUUUCAUGUGUUCCGGUAGCAUUGUAAUGGUUUUCAUGUAUCAGGCACUGCCUGUUCUUCAAAUACCAGAAGAAAAUUAUACUAGAUUCUGGCAACGACCGUUUGCUUUGAAAGCAUUAGGGAAAGCUAUAAGUUAUCCUACUCUUUAUCUGAUCUCCUUGAAUGUAUUGCUUAAUGGUAUAAUCUUGACAGCUUUGGAAAUAACUUUUAUGGCUUUGUCAGAGCACAUAUGUGGAUUGUUCAAAAUUACAAGCUAUCACUUGAGGUACACUGCAAACGAAUAUAUUACGGAAAUUUCUGGAUGCGAGAAAAGUAAUGACGUUUACACGAAGAUACUAUUCGCCGUGCGUGUUCACAUAAAAGCGACGAAGCAUGUACAAGUCAUAUGGGACAUGUUUGGAAUACAUUACGUCAUUCUAUUAGUUUUUGGUAUCAUCGGAGGAACCAUGGUGUUUGUGAGCGUGAGUAACAUUGAAUUUUCAUGUCAGCGACAUAAAUAAUAAUUUUUUCACUACGUGUUAAUAAUUAUUGAUAUAUAUACAAAUAUAUAAGUGGAGUUUCCCUCUCUCCCCCUCUCUCUCUCUCUGAAUGUAUUAAUCAAAUUUAUUAAACAAAGGUUGAUAUGUCCUAUGACUUUCGAGCAGGCAAAAAUAUACAUGCUGUUUCUUCGUUUUUUAAUAUUUUUCAACGUACCAAUUAUUUUUACGAUUUCGCAACAAAUCUUAUCUCUUGAAAGAGUGUUUCGAAAUGAACGAAAAAUACAUGUGACUUUUUACACAGAAACGCGUUCUUAGAGGAAAUAUUUAAAGAAACGUGUCAAGAAGAUAAUCGUGUUUGCUAUAUCGAAUUUCCACGAACUUAGCACAAACUUUUCAGGAAGCACAACCACAAGUAUUCAUUUAAUUAUGACAUUUGGCACUGAUUUAUGUGAAAGCUCUCGUUAUAUCAAAUCAAAUCCAUCCCAAUAGUUCUAUUGAUUGAACUAGUGUCAGAGUAUAAAUGCAGAAAGUAGAUGUUUGUAAAAUUUGUUUCUUACAUUACAGGUCAUAAACACAACGUUUUCGUAUGUCACGUUCUUCUAUUCCGCAAAAAACUAACGUUUUUAAAAAAGCUGAUAAAAGACGGAUCGAGACAUAAAUGAUGUUUGCCCUAAUAAUUUUGACAUUUAACAGUCUGUUACGUAUCAUUGAUGUUGUUUGCACAAUAUAUGAAAUUAUUCUUGACAUAUUACUGUUUAU
Bombus terrestris (buff-tailed bumblebee) is the source of this 2525-nucleotide messenger RNA. RefSeq lists its product as uncharacterized. Bases 1119 to 1787 code for a protein of 222 amino acids. The transcript is spliced from 5 exons. The record is from RefSeq and is a predicted model, not a curated record. Lineage: Eukaryota; Metazoa; Arthropoda; Insecta; Hymenoptera; Apidae.